Molecule: messenger RNA, 1506 nt
Organism: Pyrenophora tritici-repentis Pt-1C-BFP
Lineage: Eukaryota; Fungi; Ascomycota; Dothideomycetes; Pleosporales; Pleosporaceae
Product: GlcD, FAD-FMN-containing dehydrogenase
Molecular function (GO): FAD binding
Source: RefSeq, a predicted model, not a curated record
AUGAGGUUCUUCCAGAAGUACUCACUUGGCGUCCUCGUCUUAGCCGCUAGUGUGUUAUCCCAAGACAUUUUUGAGCCGUCCGACUUCAACGUUACGAAAGCUUUGAUCCAGAACGGCGUCAAUGUUUCCGCCAUAACCGAGUUGGCUGGCUUGGUCGUUCGCUCGUCGCUGAAAGGCUGCUCGAUAGCGUCACUUACGAGUCUUGGCUUCCUUGCUAUUCUUGCUCCCGAAGUUUCGAUAUUGGUAUUGAUUGCACGUCUUACUCAAUGUCAAUUUGCAGUCAAGAGCGGAGGCCAUGCUGCCUUUCCUGGUGCCUCAAGCAUUGAGGGUGGUAUUACAGUAGACACGGUCAACAUGAACCAGAAGAAGCUAUCCGCUGACAAGAAAACGGUUGCUGUUGGUCCCGGCAACCGAUGGAAGGAGGUAUACGACUACCUGACUCCCUACAACCUUGCCAUCGUCGGUGGACAGGCGUCGGAUGUCGGAGUCGGUGGUCUUACUCUGGGUGGGGGAAUCAGCCACCACACCAACCAAUACGGCUUGGCAUGCGAUAAUAUUGCAUCUUUUGAACUCGUCACUGCCAAAGGCGCUAUCAUUAAUGUGAGCUAUGAUACGUUUCCCGACCUGUACUGGGCUCUGCGCGGAGGAAGCAACAAUUUCGGCAUCAUCACUACCUUCAACUACGAAACCCUUUCUCAAGGUCCCAUGUUCGCCAGCAAACGCCAAUAUAACAUCAGUUACGCCCCUGCCCUGAUCGACGCAUUUGGAAAUGCGGUUGACAAGGCUGAUGAGGACCACAAACUCGCACACUUCGUCGCGGUCUCGUACUAUUCUGGAAGCAAGCUUGCAUCCGCGGAGUACGAGUACUUUGAUCCGAUUGACACAGCGAACCCACCGGCCAUACUUAAGGAAUACCUCUCGUACCCCCCGGUCACAGACAACACCCGAAAUACCACUCUCGCUGAAACUACUCUUGGGUUGACCGCGAGUAUGCCAGACGGCUUCCGCACGACUAUGUGGUCCCAGUCCUUCAAGCUCAACACGGAUCUCAUGAAAUGGAUCAUGCAGCAUCUCUGGGAGGUUGCUCCGGGCAUUCCUGAAAAGGCACCCAGUAUCUCAUUCCAGGCCUUUACCAAGCCCGCACUACAGGCCAUGCAGAAGAAGGGUGGUAAUUCGCUCGGCCUCUAUCCCGAAGACGGGCCAUUCUUCCAUGCGCUGUUUUACAUGUCUUGGACCGAUGAGAAGGAUGACAAGGCCGUCCUCAAGGCAGCGCAGAGCUAUCUUAGCGAUUGCGUAGCCAAGGCCAAGGAGCUCGGUGCGGACAACGACUACAUGUGCAUGCCAUACAGUAGCCCCUACGAGCCCGUUAUUUCCGGCUAUGGAGCCACAAACGUCGCCAAGCUGAACGCUGUCUCGAAAGAGUACGACCCUGACAGCGUAUUCCAGAAGCUGCAACUCGGCUAUUUCAAGCUCAGCGGAAAGGCUCCAUUCGGCCAGGUUGUAUAG